Ixodes scapularis (black-legged tick) is the source of this 2121-nucleotide messenger RNA. It is a transcript of the gene Hacl, whose product is annotated as 2-hydroxyacyl-CoA lyase 1. Gene Ontology annotation, molecular function: thiamine pyrophosphate binding; magnesium ion binding; catalytic activity. Gene Ontology annotation, cellular component: peroxisome. The record is from RefSeq and is a predicted model, not a curated record. The transcript is spliced from 18 exons. Lineage: Eukaryota; Metazoa; Arthropoda; Arachnida; Ixodida; Ixodidae. Bases 251 to 1978 code for a protein of 575 amino acids. Gene Ontology annotation, biological process: fatty acid alpha-oxidation.
GCCUCCGUCGUUUGCUAGCGCUCACUCCUGGCUUUUAUCGGUCGUUUUAGCCGUGUCGGAUUAUUUGUCUGGCUACACUGGGCCAAUUGAAGGAUUUCCGCCUUUUUCUGCUACGGGCGAAAUCGACGAUAUGAUAGCAGUCGCCGCUGCUAUGCAUGCGUGACUCGGCUGCGCUAGUAGUCUAGAAAAGUUCGUUUUUAACUUGAACUCAAGUGCAUAAUCGCAGUUGUUUGCUCCAAAUUUGAGCGAGAUGGCGGCACCUAAAAUGAUUGACGGCGCCCGUGUGCUGGUCGAAGCACUACGAAAACAGGGUGUGGAAUACAUGUUUGGCGUGGUGGGUGUUCCCGUGUUUGAGGUGGCCCUGGCAGCGCAGCAGGCCGGCAUCAAGUUCAUCGGCAUGCGCAACGAACAAGCGGCUAGCUAUGCUGCGGGAGCCAUGGGAUACCUUACUCGCAGGCCCGGCGUCUGUGUCGUGGUGUCUGGUCCAGGCGUCAUCCAUGCCUUAGCAGGCCUUGCCAAUGCUCAGGUCAACGGAUGGCCUAUGUUACUGGUGGGAGGUGCGUGCGACCAGGACGUCGAGGGCUUGGGGGCCUUCCAGGAAUGUCUGCAGGUGGAGGCCUGCAGAAGCUACACCAAGUAUGCCUGCCGUCCCAGCUCAAUCCAGCUCAUCCCAAUGCACAUUGAGAAGGCGGUUCGAGCGAGCCUGUACGGCCGUCCCGGUGCCGCAUACUUGGACCUUCCCGGCAACAUGAUCUUGGGCGAGGUGGCGUCGGAGGCGUUGACGGACCCCCCUUGCUGUCCCGAUCCCCCGAGAGUCCUGGCUGAACCGCCGACCGUGGCCCAAGCCCUGAACCUUCUCAGGGAAGCCAAGAGGCCACUGGUCAUCGUGGGGAAAGGUGCCUCGUAUGCCCGCGCUGAGAAGAGUGUGCGCGAGUUCCUGGAGUCUACGGGGCUGCCGUACCUGCCGACACCCAUGGGGAAGGGGCUGCUGCCCGACGACCACCCCCAGUGCAUCUCUCCAGCCAGGUCAAAGGCCCUGCAGGAGGCAGACGUCAUUCUGCUGCUGGGUGCUCGACUAAACUGGAUGCUACACUUUGGACGGCCACCACGGUUCAGUGCCGGAGUCAAGAUCAUCCAGGUGGAGCUCCUGCAAGAAGAACUUCACAGCAGCAUUCCUUCAGCUGUGGCACUCUGUGGGGAUGUAGGUGCUGUUGCUGAACAGAUCUCACGGCUGGCGACAGAGAAUGCCAAGGACCCAUGGCGCUACCCUUCAGACACCCCCUGGUGGCAGGCUCUGAGGGACAAAGUGGAUGCCAAUGCUAAGGCCGUCCAGGUACUCUGUUCCUCAACCGAGGUCCCCAUGAACUUCCACGUAGCUUACAAGCAGAUAGCAGAGCUGAUGCCCAAGGACGCUGUGAUUGUGAACGAGGGCGCCAACACGAUGGACAUUGGACGCACCAUGCUGCCUAACUACCUCCCACGCCACAGGCUGGAUGCAGGUACCUACGGCACAAUGGGUGUGGGCAUGGGCUUUGCCCUGGCGGCUGCCCUCUGGUGCAAGGGCCAAUCGCCGACCAAGCGCGUAGUCUGCAUUCAGGGGGACAGCGCCUUCGGCUUCUCGGCCAUGGAGAUGGAGACCGCUGCCAGGUACAAGCUCCCUGUGAUUGUGAUAAUAAUGAACAACGCGGGUAUCUACAACGGCUUUGAAGAGGACACUUGGCAGACAUUCUACCAGUCGGGCGAGGACCUUGGGCUGGUUCUGCCGCCCAACUCGCUUCAGCCGUCCUGCCGCUACGACCGCAUCGUAUCCAUGUUUGGAGGCAAGGGCUUCCACGUGGAGACAGUGGCGGAGCUGCGGAAGGCAUUUACCGAAGCUUUGGCCACCCUGGACCAGCCGACCGUCAUCGACGUUCGCAUCAGCGGCAUGGCGCAGCGCAAGCCACAGGACUUUGACUGGCUCACCAAGUCCAAGAUGUAAUUGCGAUUCUCAGAAAGGUUCUAUUUUUGUAGACAGAUACUACGGGUCACAUUUAAUAAAAAAUGUGGUGGUACCUAUUUUUUUAUUACUUACACUGUUGUAGAGAUUGUAAAAUAAAAAAAAACUUUGAGAGUCUUGCCGAA